UUUGAAUUAAAAAAAAAUGAGUUUUAAAUCACAAAAUUCGCAAUAUUUGAAUCGACAUGAACGAACGCACAAUGACACAAAAGAAUUUAUAUGCGAACAAUGUUAUAAGAAGUAUAAAUCCUCGAAAACUUUGAAACAACAUAUUAAAAACGUACAUACUGAAGUUAGGCCCUACAAAUGCGGAACGUGUGGUAAAACGUUUAAGAGUCAAUAUAGUAUGCGUAUUCAUGAGAGAAUACAUAAAGGUGAAAAAUCUUAUCAAUGCGACAUUUGCGAAGCAUUAUUUAGUGAUUCUAGUAAUCUAUCUAGGCACAGGAAAACGCAACACAAUAUACAUAUCAAUUGUAAGGAAUGUAAGGAUGGUUUCAAUACUGAACAGGAUUUGCAUGAUCAUAUAGACAUAAAGCACAUUAAAAAAUCGUAUAAAUUGUCGCACGAGUGCUACCGUAGUAAAGAAAUAAUCGCGACUGACAACAGAAUAUACGAUCAAGAACAAUUACGACUAUUCUUAAUAAUAAUGACGAAUCAAUGGUGA
This is a messenger RNA of Mycetomoellerius zeteki, 535 nucleotides long. RefSeq names its product zinc finger protein 888-like. Lineage: Eukaryota; Metazoa; Arthropoda; Insecta; Hymenoptera; Formicidae. The transcript is spliced from 4 exons. Bases 17 to 535 code for a protein of 172 amino acids. The record is from RefSeq and is a predicted model, not a curated record.